Molecule: messenger RNA, 3118 nt
Organism: Chinchilla lanigera (long-tailed chinchilla)
Lineage: Eukaryota; Metazoa; Chordata; Mammalia; Rodentia; Chinchillidae
Gene: Ssr3
Product: signal sequence receptor, gamma (translocon-associated protein gamma)
Exons: 5
Coding region: 83-640 (185 amino acids)
Biological process (GO): SRP-dependent cotranslational protein targeting to membrane
Cellular component (GO): membrane; endoplasmic reticulum
Source: RefSeq, a predicted model, not a curated record
ACGGCGGCCGCGGGGGCGGGGCCAAGGCCUCUGGCGAGUCGGCGUCCGGCAGCUCCUCGCGGCUGACGGCUCCCUCUCCGCCAUGGCUCCCAAAGGCGGUUCCAAGCAGCAGUCGGAGGAGGACCUACUCCUGCAGGACUUUAGCCGCAACCUCUCGGCCAAGUCCUCCGCGCUCUUCUUCGGGAACGCAUUCAUCGUGUCUGCCAUCCCCAUCUGGUUAUAUUGGCGAAUAUGGCACAUGGAUCUUAUUCAGUCUGCUGUCUUAUAUAGUGUGAUGACCCUAGUAAGCACUUACUUGGUAGCCUUUGCCUACAAGAAUGUGAAAUUUGUUCUCAAGCACAAAGUAGCACAGAAGAGGGAGGAUGCUGUUUCCAAGGAAGUGACUCGAAAACUUUCUGAAGCUGAUAAUAGAAGGAUGUCUCGGAAAGAAAAAGAUGAAAGAAUCUUGUGGAAGAAGAAUGAAGUUGCUGAUUAUGAAGCUACAACAUUUUCCAUCUUUUACAACAACACUUUGUUCCUGGUCUUGGUCAUUGUUGCUUCCUUCUUCAUAUUGAAGAACUUCAAUCCCACAGUGAACUACAUUUUGUCCAUGAGUGCUUCAUCAGGACUCAUCGCCCUCCUGUCAACUGGCUCCAAGUAGACCAUGGUGCUUAGCGCCCUGCUCUGCAUUAUGGGUGGCCUGUGUGUGGAAAGGAGCAGGGUGGUCAGGCUGAAAGACACAGAUGUUUUUGUAGUCUGGGCUUGAGGGUUUAAAAAGAGGUAACAGUGUAAUUCAUUAUUUGUUUAUUGGCUCUUUUUGACAGACUGGUGAAGUUAAAUGAAUUGAAAGGGAAACUCAGAGUACCAGAACAUUUAUUAGAAGGCCAGAAGACUUGUAAUGUGCUGUAAUGACAAGUGGGGAAAAUAACUUGCUUCCUUGAUCUGUCAGAGGUCAUGGUAACCUGUGGGCUGAGCUGUUAUUAUUUAUAAUAGUAGCAAGAAGUUCAUAACUGGUUCUCCGUGUUCCAAGCAGAAUAUUACAACUUUUUUUGAACCAUAAAUAUCAGAAUGAAUCGUCUUCCCAGGGGAUGGAACAGAAGCCUCAUAUUUACAAGGCUCUGAAUUUGAUAGUUAAGCGCCCCCCCCCCCUUUGUUUUUUUAAAGAAGAAAGGCAGCCAAGGUAGUAAGUAACCUAAAAAUAGUGCACAGGGCUGUGAGGGCUGGCCUGUGGGGUUAAAGCACACACUGCUGAGCGGUAUGACGUUAGCCCUGGGUGGCCACGGAGGUCAACUUGACCCUGCCAUGUUGGUUUCAUAUGUUGUCAUUGGAAUCAUUGUUUUGCAUGACUGUGGUUUCACACCACUGGAAGAGUGUUAAGAGGGAGACCCUCUUCCCUGAGUAUUGACAUGUAAAAAAGCAAAAUGAUUUUUGUGACUUUAACUCUGGAAUUCUAAGAACUCAUCAGGAAUUUGCAGUGGUGUAAGUGCUUGUCAGCGUUUUUCUACGAGGACUUUCUUAAGUUUGACUUGUUAGUCUACAAGUUCCUGUCUAUUGUGAACAAAACAGUGAUCUCUUCAGCCCUAGAGGGUACAGCUGAGAGCAGUCUUGCAUUUUUCACCAGUGUGUAUACAGAUACUAUCACUUACUGCCUGUACCAUGAAUUGAAAAACUUUAAGCUCCUUUUUUGUACUCAUGGUACUGGUUUCAUAUUUCUGUAAGCUUUGGCAACGUUCAUUUAUUUCCUUCAAGUUGUACCUCAAGGGAAAUGUGUUGUUGAUCUUUAGUUUUCGCUUCUAAAUUCGAGGUGAACUUUGAAACUGAUAUUUAUGUAUAACUUUAACAUGAGCAUUUACUUCUGCGCUAGUAGAUGUGUUGGGGGGCUGCCUCCAAGAACUUCGGAAAGCAGGCGGGGCAGGAAUGCAUGUGCGUACCCGCCUACAUCGUCAGCGUCUGCAGCUGAGGUUUCAUUUUCAUCAUUCCUUCCAGAAGCUGGCAAGUCUUUACGUUUCUUUGCUGUAUUAUUACUCAACUGCCAUCAUUGGCUAAAAUGAAUGAAAAAGGAAGGAAGAGAUGGACUCCAAAGUACAGUUUGGUAACACAUAAAGAGGUUCAUUUCUGUUAUAUCUUUCACUUCUAUUUACUUGUGGUUUAAAAAAAUUUUAAGAAAUCAGUAGUCUGUCUGGUGCACAGAAUUUGUGUACCAGUACAUUUGUUUACUUGAUGAAAGGAUUCUUUGACAAAUCUUAAGUAUAACCAGAACUGGACCAAAUGUUUUAAAUUGCUGGUGAAAACUUGCCACUAGAGGGCAAUGCCUGUGUAGGUGGGGAAAAAAAUCGCCACCAUUCUUGGUACAAAAAAUUGAUAAAAUUUGUGGGAAAGUGAGUAAGCAAAAUUUGUUUUCUGGCCAGAAUAUUUCCUAUGGCACUUUUUAAAAAAAGAUCUUGAUACUGCUUUCUAACUUUCUGUACUGCUAGGUGCAUUUCUGUGUGUGUGAUUAUAUGGAUUAUAUGCUCAGAGUUGAACAGUUCGUACUAGGGUUUGUUGUACCAGUACUUUACCCUUAGAUAUGCAGACCUUUUCCCUCAGGUUCUCAUCAUCACAGAGAGCUGUGCAGUACAUCGAGUUACGAUGUGCUGAGUGGGACUUUGAUAGUGAAAACCUGCGGGAGAAUUUCCUUCUUAAAAAGACCCUGCACCCAACAGCAGUAAAAGAGAAGGUACUGUGCAGCAGUUGGGAUUGAAAAGGAUUGCGCUCCUGUGUCCACACUCUUGAUGCACAGAAACUCCGUGGUCGGCAUAUUCGUGUGUGGGUUUUCAUUUCUUCAUUCACAGCUUAAUAAAAACUUGAAUUGAAAUGCAGGUUGUCCUAUUUGGUGUGUUAUUGUGAUUUGGAAAUAAUUUGAAACAAGUGUUAACAAAUAAUUUGAAACAAUAUUAGCAAAUAUUAUUAAUCUCAGUAAUUUGAGAUUAACUGAAAUAUGGAGCUUGAAUGUCUACAAAUAAUUUUUCAGAAAAGUCUUAAGAUGUGUGAUUAAACUUUGCUUUUUAAAAUUUGUGUUUUCUUAUACUUCUUUAUGAGAGCCAUGUGAGUGUGUAUUUUUAUUACAUUGUUUAUCAUUAAAUGUUAUUUUAAUUUCCCA